Molecule: messenger RNA, 1320 nt
Organism: Ustilago hordei
Lineage: Eukaryota; Fungi; Basidiomycota; Ustilaginomycetes; Ustilaginales; Ustilaginaceae
Exons: 2
Coding region: 1-1320 (439 amino acids)
Molecular function (GO): metallopeptidase activity
Source: RefSeq, a predicted model, not a curated record
AUGCUUGCCUUUAGACAGCUCUUAUCGACCAUCUCAGUCGCUCUGCUUGUUCUGCAUGCGCAGCAGGCUUCACAUGGCACAGUUUUCGCUCUUGCUCGUCCUGUUACAGGCAAUGGUGUCAGCCCCGCCAUUGGGAGCCUUGCUGCUCAGCAUCAGGGCGCAGGUGCAAAUAAAGACAACGAUGCAACUGUCCAUCCCGAAGCUGUGCCUAAGGCUCUCCAAUCGCUUGCCAAUGGCAUCCAGACGCAGCAGGACGGUCAGAGCCCAGCCCUUGUCAUGACUACCUCACACGGAGAGGGAGGACCCAUCAAGAUCAACGACGCUCAAGACUCUAAGGGUACUGACAACAAGAAGCCGAACUCUCCCAAAAAAAAAGUCCCCCCCAUCGCCAAGAACGCCAACAAUAAUAAAGACACGGACAAGAAAGACAAAGAGCAGAAGAAGACAUCCACCAACGAGUCGUCCAAAGCAGCUUGGACCCUUCUUCAGAAACCCCGUACACGCUUCUGCGCUCAGCCCGCCAACACGAAUCACACCGCCGAUGACAUUGCACAACAGCUCGUCAAUGCUGAACGAAAACGUCUUGCUGCCAUCCGUUUGCAACGUACAUCCGCUAUGGGAGGUGCUACUGAACCACGACGCCUCACCGACACCAGAAUCCUAGCCGAGGAGAGCAAAACAGUUGAAGUUGUCUGGCAUGUUAUUCAUGCAGGUCGUGCAGGCAACCUGUCCGACGCCAUGAUCGCAGACCAAAUUCAGACCCUGAACGAAGACUACAAGUCAUACGGAUUCCAGUUCAACCUCAGCAACACUAAUCGCGUCGAUAACGCUAGUUGGUUCCGCAAUAUCAAUCCUGACGGUAAUCUUCAGACCCAAAUGAAGCGCUCGCUUCGAAAGGGUGGUGAGGGUACACUCAAUCUGUACAGCGUUGACUUUAGUAGCGAUCUACUGGGAUAUGCAUCGUUCCCAUGGGAUGUACAGGAUAAUCUGGUGAACGAUGGAGUGGUUUUCCACUACAACACUGUGCAGGGUGGUAGUGAGACAGCGUAUAAUCUGGGUAAGACGGCAGCGCACGAGGUGGGACACUGGUUGGGGCUGUAUCAUGUGUUCCAGGGUGGAUGCGCUUCUCCUGGAGACUUUGUGGAAGAUACGCCUCCACAGAGUGAGGCUACUAGCGGGUGUCCGACUAAUCAGGAUAGCUGUCCGGGUGGUGGUCUUGAUUCCAUUCACAACUACUCGAGUGACGCCUGCCUCACCGAGUUCACGGAAGGUCAAGCCGUUCGUAUGGCUGCUCUUACUGGAAAAUUCCGCAAGAUCUAA